ACAAUAAUCAUAUCACAAUAAACACCUUCGCUAUCUCAAAAAAGUACAAAACGUCCACAAAUGGCGGGCAGAACCCUCAAGAAGUCGGCGACGGCGAUCUCGGAUACGUUGCGCCGCACGUUCUCCUCGAAGACUUGGGAGCAUCGUGAGCAGCUGCAUUCUCUUCAGGAAGAUAAUAAAUUCUUUUUGCGAAAAGUGCGAUGGCAAAUUGCACUUCUAGCUCAUUUUGGAUUUGCGAUUUCGUUUGGAAUUCGGUCGAAUUUUGGAGUUGCCAAGAAUCGGAUGAUCAAUAAUUUUACAGAUGCAUAUGGAGAAGUUCAUGAAAAGGAAUUCUUCUGGACAGGAACCGAAGUCGGAAUGAUGGAGAGUUCUUUCUUCUAUGGCUACGCUGCCUCUCAAAUUCCGGCCGGUGUGAUCGCCGCCAAAUUCGCGCCCAACAAACUCUUCAUGCUCGGAAUCCUCUUCGCCUCCCUGCUCAACAUAGUCACCGCAAUCUGCCUGAACUUUCACCCGUUCACCGAUAUCUUCGUGAUGGUCAUACAGGUUAUGCAGGGACUCGCCCUUGGAGUAUGCUAUCCAGCAAUGCACGGAGUCUGGAAGUACUGGGCUCCACCACUCGAGAGAUCCAAACUCGCCACGACUACAUUCACCGGAGCCUCAGUCGGUGUGAUGGUUGGACUGCCCGCGUCUGCGUACCUUGUCUCUCAUUUCAGUUGGAGCACACCGUUCUAUGUAUUUGGAGCACUGGGAAUUGUGUGGUCGAUUUUAUGGAUUUACGUGUCGGGUACAAGUCCGGAAACUCAUGGGUAUAUAAGUGCAGAUGAGAAAAAGUAUAUCACGGAGAAAGUUGGAUCGGUAGCUGUGAAGAAUAUGACGCUUACCACUCUUCCAUGGCGUGACAUGAUGACAUCCACCGCUGUAUGGGCAAUCAUUAUCUGCUCCUUCUGUCGCUCGUGGAGCUUCUUCUUGCUCCUCGGAAACCAGCUGACCUACAUGAAAGACGUCUUGCAUAUUGACAUCAAAAACAGUGGUCUCAUCGCGAUCUUCCCGCAACUUGGAAUGUGCAUUGUCACACUUACCAGUGGUCAACUAUCCGAUUACCUAAGAUCUUCUGGAAAAAUGAGCACAGAAGCCGUCAGAAAAUCCGUGAACACUUUUGGAUUCACAGUUGAAGCAGUGAUGCUAGGAUGUCUGGCGUUUGUUCGGGAUCCUGUGAUUGCAGUGACUUUCUUGAUCAUUGCUUGCUCGGGAGCCGGAGCCGUUCUUUCUGGAUUCAAUGUGAACCACUUUGAUAUUGCUCCAAGACAUGCUCCAAUCCUUAUGGGAAUUGCAAAUGGACUCGGAGCCAUCGCAGGCGUUGGUGGAAUCGUCACAAAUUCGUUGACAUAUCAGAAUCCUGAUGGCUGGCAAUGGGUUUUCCUUCUAGCCAUGUCAAUCGAUAUCUUUGGAAUAAUUUUCUUCCUCAUUUUCGCGAAAGGAGAUGUUUUGCCGUGGGCUCGCGAACCGGAGAAGGAGGAGACGUUCAACGAAUUUGUGCGACGAAUGUCCACAAUGGUGAGAAGCUUGUCAAGGCGAACAAGGACACGCAGUACUGAUACGAAUUAUGAUAAAAUGGAGGAAGAAAGAGUCAACUCUUCGGAAAUGAAGGCUUGUGCCAAAUCCGAUGUUCCAGUACCAGAAGAAGGUGUUCUGAACGAGACGCAAGCCAUCGGUGGAAGCCUCGAAGUUGUGCCUGAAGAGCCAGCAAAUAAGAAUUUGAGAACGGAUAGGCCUGAAGUUUAAAAAAUUCACACACAUUUUUCAUAUUUAUGCAUAUUGUCCAAAUUCCCUAUACUGAUCUCAAUGUCCUUUACCAUUUCUCCCGACUGACGGCCAUGUCGUCGUAGUUCCUUGACAAACAUGCAAUUCCGAUCACUUUAAAGGCGCAUAGGGAGGAAUUUUGUGUCUAACCCGGCAGAUGUCGGAUGUUUAUUUUCAUCCUCUCCUGCUUGAACUUGAAACUUUUUCAAAUGUCUGUAGUCAUUUUAAUGUGUUCUUUCUGUCUUUUUUCAAACUAGUCACGUUUUAUGCUCUUACCAAUCAAUACGACUCACUCGAUUUUUAUAAAUUUGUUUUGAAUUUC
Molecule: messenger RNA, 2122 nt
Organism: Caenorhabditis elegans
Lineage: Eukaryota; Metazoa; Nematoda; Chromadorea; Rhabditida; Rhabditidae
Gene: vglu-2
Product: Major facilitator superfamily (MFS) profile domain-containing protein
Exons: 9
Coding region: 61-1782 (573 amino acids)
Biological process (GO): transmembrane transport; L-glutamate transmembrane transport
Cellular component (GO): membrane
Molecular function (GO): transmembrane transporter activity
Source: RefSeq, marked reviewed